AUUCCACACAGCCGCCGUGGAACCAUCGGGAGGUAGAUAAGUAGGGAUAGAGCGAACGCGAAGAGUGGGAAAUAAUUCGGGCGUCGCGACGACCGUGGGAGUCGCGCCGCUACUUCCGAGGAAACAGCAUCCCGGGGGAUAACAUCACGUAAUCGUUUUUUAGAUAACAGGGAGAGGCAGCCGAAUCUCGAGAUGUCGAGGCCAAUCCUAAGCAGGCCGCGCACCUUCAUCUACGGCAGCAACUACGACAAGGGCGAGUCCUAUUACAAGCCCAUGGUCGACCACCUAGACCGGAAGUACAGCGGGCGGCCGUUGUUCCCGGAGCAGAGAAACUCACUAGCCGACGAGAUCGCGGCGCGCCGUAACGACUUCGGUUCUCGUAACCUGUCGGGAAAUCGCGAUGAUUCCUACGACGAGCUGGAUUUUUUGCUCGGUAGUCGAUCUAUUCUGGAGGAUCCUUACGAGGACGAUUUCGUGCUCACUCACCGUCGUUUCAAGGAACGCGCGGCCGCCGCGUUCGAGGAGGAUAUGGCGGAAUUGAGACGCAAGCGGCGAGAUAUGCAGGAUCGCAUCUUCGACGUGAUUGAUCUGAACGCCGAGAUAGAGAAGGCCAAGAGCACGCUGGAGGCCGCCGACAUCGUGUUUCAGCGUCACGCAACCAAGUUCGACAAUCAGGAUGACAACGAGCAGACGAUGUCGGUAGCGCAGAAACUUGACAGAACGCGCAAGAUCGGGAAUGUCGAGCUGGAGAAGCCGAAGCCCAAGACCUUCCUGAUGAAGUGGCCCAAGACGUCGUCGGUCGACGAGCCGGAAGCUACUCAGCCAGCCGCUCAGACAGGAAGACAGCGCAGGAUCAACUCGCUAAUUGAUACCGGCGAGAUCGGUGAUCCGCUCGAAGCUCUCGCGAUGCAGCCGAUGAAGCGACGGUUUUUGAAGAGGAAGAAAAGCGUUUCGUUUUAAGGAUCGAAAAUGCUUUUCUAUCCGAUACUGUGUGUAAAAUCUAUUAAUCUUACUUUAGCCGAAGAUUCUUAAAAUUUGGAAUUUUUUUUUCAUUUUAUUUAAGAAUCAAGUACUUGUAUAAUUAAUGGCUAAAUUAAAAUUUUGUCUUUGUUCAAAUUUAAAUCAUUUUAAAUAGGACCAAGAAUAUGCCUUUUUGAAGUUGCAUUUUUGAAGACUAAUUCCUCAAAUUAAUUCUUCUUUUUUAAUUUUUUCAUUUAAAAAUGACUUAUAUUUUUAUAGAAGAAAAAUCUACUCCAGAUUAAUUUAAAGAUGCAUUUUUAAUAUUCACUUUCCAAAAGAUUAGAUAUUCGGCAUUCUAUUAACGUCAUGACGAAGAAGCACUUAAAAUCGCGAAGAUAUUUUUAUUAAUUAUAUUUUGCUUAAUCCCUCUCUCAUCAAAGUACAAUUAAUUAAUUGCGUUCAUUCAUUUAAUUAAUCCAAGAAAUUUUCUUUUAUUUCUUGAAAUAAUUUUCCGUGCCAGCAGAUUGUUAUUAUAAUAGAAAAAUAGUUUGUUCGUAUUUAUAAUAAAGAUUAAGUAUCAAAUAAAAUUAAAUAGUUUUAA
Messenger RNA from Solenopsis invicta (red fire ant), 1561 nucleotides. RefSeq lists its product as uncharacterized. The record is from RefSeq and is a predicted model, not a curated record. Bases 193 to 960 code for a protein of 255 amino acids. Lineage: Eukaryota; Metazoa; Arthropoda; Insecta; Hymenoptera; Formicidae. The transcript is spliced from 4 exons.